AGUUUCCUGAAUCGACCAAGUGCAAACAUGUGAACAAGAUGGGAAGUGCUGGUCAAAGGACGCAAGGCGAAGAGUGCAGGGAUGCGCUGCUGUGAGCGCCUGGCACUUCAGCCUUGAACACUGCUCGCCCUGCUGCGGCUACUGCUGCUGCUUCUGGAGAUUGCCUCGAUUGCUACCGGCAAGACGAGGCAAACAUUAGCUAACCUAGUACCUCUCUGGCGGAUCAUACGGAUCAGAGAGAGAGAGAGAGAGGUAAAUCGUUGAAAAUGCUGUGCUGCACCAUUGUGCAUUCAGAAUGCUCGAAAAGUGCCCGUUCGUCAGCUGCCUCACCACGUGCAGUAGGCGACCCGCUGAGCGCAGGCAGCGAGCUCCGCAUCGUCCUGACCAAGUCGACGGUGUGUUCGCUCAUACCAUAAUCAUAGCGCUGGACCUUUGGCUUUGGACUACGCGUCGGUAACGGUCGUUCGUGGGACAUCCUGUGUGGUGUGCGUGGUCGGACAACGACGACGGUGUGCCACCACCCGCACAGUGGAUGGUCAUGACUAGGGCAAGUGAGCAAGUAUGCAACUGGACUUCACUCUUCAGCGCAACAAGCCACGCAUGCUAACACGGGCAUAACUAUUGCUGUCUGUAGUGCGGUAGUUGUGACAAGCGAAGGCCACAAAGUCUCUGGUGGUGAAGUUUGGGAUUGUAAUCACAGACCACCAUCGCAGAGAACGUCUCAGCGAGGCCAGCUUCCCGCUAGGAAGAAGAGAAAGUCUCCUCCGGCAGGGGGGAAAUCCGCGGUGGUAAAGAGAGAAGCUGAACAGUACGUGGCGGCUGGACCGUGGCUAAGUGGUUUGGUUUGCCACACAAUAGCGUGACUCCCACCCCCAUUCCCUACACACAGCCCGUGCUUUGUGUACACCGCAUUCUGGUAUUGGAAGAGUGUUGUGCGGUGCACGCUGCUACAUCUGCACUGCGUUGUCUUGAGUACCCAGCAGAGGCAUUGGAGGCAGGCGAAGAGAGGGUGCGUGCAUACACCGUGCAUGAGAAAGAUAGGGCAGCAGCAUCAGAAAAUAUAGGAACAGCCACAACAGCAUCAGAAACAGGAGCAGCAACAGCAGCAGAAACAGGAGCAGCCAUAGCAGCAACAGCAUCAGAAACAGGAGCAGCCACAGCAGCAGCAGGUGGUAGAGGGCUGAGGUUGGCGAUGGCAAAGAAGGCAGCAGUGGUGUCUGGAUCAUCAUCAUCAUCGGUGAAGUAUGCCAGUGGCUGCCCACAAGCCACUGGCUGGCUAUUCCCCAUGGCAUCUCAUGACAAGGUUACCCGCCACUAUGACAUUGGAGAAGAGCUUGGGUCUGGCAUUACUUCCGUCGUUAGGAAAUGCACGCACCGCAAGACCAAGAGACCAUACGCUCUGAAGAUCAUGGACAAGAACGAAUUCCGUAAAAUUGUUCAAGUGGAAGUCAAUGUCAUGCUGCGUCUGCAACAUCCCAACAUUAUACGACUUCACGAAGUGUUUGAAAGUGAUACAAAAGUGUAUCUUGUCCUGGAUUUGGUGCGUGGAGGAGAGCUUUUCGACAGGAUAGUGGACUGUGGUUUCUAUUCUGAACAAGAAACUGUGGCUGUUAUCCGUCAAGUACUUACUGCUGUUGAGUAUCUGCACAGAAAUAACGUUCUUCAUCGUGACCUGAAGCCGGAAAACCUGCUCUACGCGGAUCCGAACGACGACCUGUCGCUGAAAGUCGCUGACUUUGGGCUAUCCCGUCUCAUCACCCCUGCACGGCGCAGUACGCUGACUAUUUGUGGAACUCCUGGCUAUGUUGCUCCGGAGGUUCUUCUCGGCAAGAAGUACGGCCCACCGGUGGACAUGUGGGCGGUGGGUGUUAUUACCUACAUACUACUGUGCGGUUUUGAGCCAUUCUAUGACGAAGAUCAGCAGGAGAUCUAUCAGAAAACCAUCCGUGCCGAAUAUUCGUUUCCAUCGCCUUAUUGGGAUGAUGUCAGCGUGGAUGCAAGGGAUUUCAUCAACCAGUUGCUACGCUAUCGUUCUUCAAAGCGCCUAACAGCCACGGAGGCGCUGCACCAUCCCUGGAUUGUGAACUCCAGACCCAACCAAAAGCAUCUAGACUCGGCGUACGGCAAGCUGAGAGAGCGUGCACGUGCUCGCACACAUUGGAAGCAAGCAAUACUGGGCACCAUUGCGGUGGGCAGACUGAUGCGCAGUGUGGGUGCUGCCUCUCUCGGCAGAGACAACACCAGUGGGAAUGCAGCGUCAAUGACGACCACCGUGCACGCCCAGGAACACAGGAAUGACGCGGACGGAGAUGUAGCCAACGGCUCGCUGCCCGAAAAUGCCGACUGUGAGGAGCUCAGUGACGAUGGUACAGCGUUGUAGUGCCCUGUUGCUGUUGACAUGCCUACACGGAUAUGAUUGGUUCCAUUCGCUCUGAGGGAGUCAUGUGACAUGCCACUGAGACUAAGUAGUAGUAGAGGCUCUGGUUUCCCGGAGAGCAGCCUGGUGGAUGUGUUUGGAUGUGUUCCAAAAUGCUGAUACGGACGUGUGCUCUUUGCUACGGACGUGUGCUCUUUGCUACGGACGUGUGCUGUGGAGCUCGGUGCAUGCAUAGCUAGUGCCAUGCAUGCUUCAUGUAAGAGGACACGAAGGAGGUGGGCUUUCGAUCUUCCUCUCAAGUGCUGCACUGUACAUUGAGUUUUCUGCAUGCAUACUAGGGCGUGUGCGCUCUUGCCCCAUAUCCGCGACCUGCACUGUCUGCAGUGACGUUACAGUUCAACAUUUGUACAGAACUUGAUAGCUAUCACUUCCCAGUCA
Messenger RNA from Sycon ciliatum, 2815 nucleotides. Its product is annotated as myosin light chain kinase A-like. The transcript has 11 exons. NCBI's taxonomy places the organism in Eukaryota, Metazoa, Porifera, Calcarea, Leucosolenida, Sycettidae. The record is from RefSeq and is a predicted model, not a curated record. Gene Ontology annotation, biological process: protein phosphorylation. The coding region runs from base 1193 to 2380 and encodes 395 amino acids. Gene Ontology annotation, molecular function: calcium/calmodulin-dependent protein kinase activity; ATP binding; calmodulin binding.